AUGCCGCAUCCAAGGCGCAGAAAAUUUUCAGUAAAAAAUAAUAUAAUAACCAAUGAUAUAGCACAAUUGCAAAAUGCAAAGUUAGUAAGUAAUUCCGAUAUCAAAAAAGACGUAAAACCUACUACAAAUUGUAUAUCAAAUUUGGUUGAUUGUGAUAAACAAACUCUUCCUAAUACAACAAUAUGUACUGACGAUAGAAAAAACAUUAAAGAUAAUUCUAGCACUUUAUUAACCACCACUAAAGGUAAUUUGAUAACUACCAAUAAAGACAUAUCAGUAACAUUAAGCAUAAACGAUUUAAUUAGUGCCAAUACUUCUAUUACUUUUUAUAAGAAAUCUUUAGUAAAAGAAAAAGAAAACACAAUGAAAAUUCAAACACAAUCUGAUAUACAGAAAACGGCAAUAAAAAGAAGCAGACAUGCUCGGCAACAUAUAAUAAAAAUAAGAAAUCCUAAGCGUAGAACUCCACUGACAAGUAGCCGAACCACAAUUGUAACUAAAUUGUCUAUAGGAACAGACACAGAAGGUUUGACAACAAUUCCUAACACUUUAUACAUAGAAAAAAUAACAGAUAAUUAUAACAAUGAAGAAAUAUCUAAUAGUUAUUCCAUUGAGGACAUGUGUCGUAUUUGUCACGGAGGUGACACGUUUUCUCAAGAACUUGGCAAUUUAAUAUCAGCGUGUUCUUGUCGGGGAACAGUAGGCAGAGUGCAUAUACGAUGUUUGGAACGUUGGCUAACAGAGUCUGGGAAGUCAAGGUGUGAAUUAUGCGGUAUUCGCUAUGUCACUCGUCGCGUCCACAGAUAUGGUGUUCCUAAAGGUCUUGUAAUGUGGAUCUUAAGUCAAAAUGCUAAACAGCUAAUGGUGGAUACUUUAGGAAUUAUAUUGAUGUCCCCGCUCGCCAUUAUGGCUGCAUGGCUUUCUGGAAGGACGUUUACUGGAUUGAUAUCACAAGAAACUCACUCUUCAGCAACACCAUGGCCUCUGGCUUCCACUUUCGUCCUGGCAUGUAUGACACUUGUAUGCUACUAUUGCUGGAUUGUUUCGGCGGCGACUCGUCAUGCACUAAGUUGGUGGAUUUGGUACAGAUCACAAUACGAAGUACGAUUGGAACUACAUAGCGAAACAGAACAAUGA
Parnassius mnemosyne (clouded apollo) is the source of this 1137-nucleotide messenger RNA. Lineage: Eukaryota; Metazoa; Arthropoda; Insecta; Lepidoptera; Papilionidae. The record is from the annotation of a GenBank genome assembly.